Molecule: messenger RNA, 3432 nt
Organism: Exophiala xenobiotica
Lineage: Eukaryota; Fungi; Ascomycota; Eurotiomycetes; Chaetothyriales; Herpotrichiellaceae
Exons: 2
Coding region: 68-1003 (311 amino acids)
Biological process (GO): rRNA processing; ribosomal large subunit assembly
Cellular component (GO): nucleus
Molecular function (GO): nucleic acid binding; 3'-5' exonuclease activity
Source: RefSeq, a predicted model, not a curated record
CGACACCCUCAUCUGCGAGCUCUGAUGUAGAAGCACGCCGUGUUCGUGCUGAGCCUCGUAGCAGGCUAUGGACUUGAGCAAUCUUUCUUCGAAUUGGAGAAAGUUACAGACUACACUCAAGAAAUCCCGACCCGUCCAGUCAUCGCCAAAAUCCGGGGACCAAAAUGGCUUGAAGCGGAAGCGCGAGCAACUGAAGAUCAACCCCGUGAAGUCUUCCUCACUACCAAGAAAGAAGCCACGGACGGACAAGGUUAUGGCGCCAAAUGGCACAGUCCCGAAAGAGACAGCUUCAAUUGGAGAUUUAGAAACUUCAGACAAUGGAGUGCGCCCUAGGCCAGCAGAUCAUGCAGCUUCGGACAGGAUAAAUGCGGGACUAUGCACGACCGUGGAGAUUGGAAGAUACGUUGCCAUUGACUGCGAAAUGGUAGGAGUUGGACCUUACCCGGACCGCGAAUCUGCCCUUGCCCGAGUCAGUAUUGUCAACUACAACGGAGACCAAAUCUACGACUCCUAUGUACUACCACAAGAGACGGUCACAGAUUGGAGAACAUUCGUCAGCGGCGUGGAGCCGAAACACAUGAAAUAUGCCAGAUCGUUCCAAGAGGUGCAAGCAGACGUUGCAAAUAUCCUAAAGGGCAGAAUACUUAUUGGUCACCAUAUCAGUCACGAUCUCCGCGCUCUGAAAUUUAGCCAUCCUCAACGCGACAUUCGUGACACGGCUCGCCACUCAGCUUACAAAAAGAUGCAAGGAGGUACCGGCUACCCACGAUUGAAAGUAUUGGCAUCAGAAUUGCUAGGCUUUGAAAUACAAGAAGGUGAACAUUCUAGCAUAGAAGAUGCACGGGCUUGUAUGAUGCUCUUCCGAAGGGACAAAGCCGCCUUUGAGCGGGAACAUGCUAAGAGAUGGCCUGCAAAACCAGCUCCUGAGCCUCGCGAAAACACCGAGGGGCAAGAGAAAGUCCGGAAUCCGAAGAAGAAAAAGAAAAAGAAAUCCAAGAAAUGAGCAGCUUGUAGGCCCGAAAUGUGAAGGGAUCAGACUGAGCUGGGAGCUUCUGUGCAAGGUUGACACAACUACAGGGGUAUGUCCUCCAUCAUCUCCACGGCACCCUCUCUUGCGACAGUGAUGAUCACAUCACCUAGGGUUUUUGUCUUGAAACCAGCUUCACAAUAAGUGAAAUAAUACUGGCAUGAGGUCAAUCCAGGGCGACACCAAUUUCAAGAAGUCUGGACUUACCUCCCACUUCCUCCGGAAUAGCUCGACAUCGCUUUCGGUCAUGCCCUCGUGCUCCGCCAACAAUGCCGGUUUGAUACGGUCUUUGAAGUUCUGUUCAAAGUUUUGCUUCCAUAUGCGCAGUGUCUUCGCGUAAUGGGGACCGAUGUUCUCGACCGAGUCGACCACCAACAAACCCUUGCUGCCUUGGUUGAUCGAUCCGACCAAUUGCGAAACGGUGGGCAGAUGGCCGCCCGGGAAGAUGUAUUUCCGGAUGAAAUCCUCACCUUUGGCAUAUGCUUCGUAUCUCGACUCGGGCAUGGUGAUACAUUGGAACACAGCAAUUCCUCCGUACUGCUUGAGAAGCUUAUGGAUGCAGUCGAAAUAUGUCGUCAGGUAUUCCCGUCCAACGGCUUCGAGCAUUUCGAUGCUCACAACUUUAUCAUACGGGCCCUCCCUAGGCAUCGGCAGAGCUCGAUAGUCACAGAGAAGGACCUCGAUAUUGUCAGUCAGUCCUGCGUCUGCUAUUCUUCGAUCUGCGAGGUCUUUCUGCUCCCGGCUCAACGUCAAAGAUGUGACACGACAGGCUGUCCUCUGAACUGCUCUGAUGGCGAAACUUCCCCAACCCGUUCCAAUUUCCAGGACGUGGUCCGUUUGUUUUAUUCUCGCAUUGUCGAUGAAUCGGUCAAGUUUUCGCAUUUGUGCAUCCUCCAAAGUUUCGUCCCUUUUUGGGUCGUCCAACCUUGAGAGAGGCUUCCAGAUGGGACAUGAAUAGGUCAUGUCCUUCGACAAAAAUGCCGCAAACAUCUCAUUACUGAUAUCGUAAUGUGAGCUAAUAUUCAACUGAGCAUUUUGCAUAGUAUUUGUGCUUCGCAACAACCCGCUGAUUGUGGAUGCAAAGUAGGAAGUCCUCGUGGUUGCGUUUGACAGCUCGUUCCGGUUCAAGAUGAAUAACUGCACACUGGUCAGCGCUGUCGGCUCUCUGCUCAGUUGCGGCUGGCUUACUUGGAAGAAGGCCGUCAAGUCUGGACACUGUAUCUCACCAAGCAUGAACGACUCGGCGAAGCCCUAAGAAAUUGUCAACCGGCUAUGCUACCUGGAGCAGCAAACAAUCUACGAACCAUAUCGGCAAACAACGCUAAGCGCAACCAAAAUGCAUCGCGCAUUACGCGCAUUUGAACCCGAGGGGAAACAUCCUCUCCAACUUGACCACAGACCGUCUCUGUGCCGUCUCUUUCGACGAUGGUAAGACGCCCAACCUUGAUCUCAGAGAACAACACCAGGAUCAACCUUCGAGAAGUCGUGACCAGAGGAUCCCAUGCCAGUGUCCCUGCAUAGGUUCUCACUAGCUCCAACGCAAAUGACACCAAAGACGGCAUGGUUUUCCGCAAACACCAUCAAAUCAUUGAGUACGACGUGCGCUCUUUGGAAGCUACAGUCAACGCAGGACAAUAAUUGAGAGGUACCAAAGCAGUGUCAGGCGCAAAGGAACAUUCUACAAUGGGACAAGAAAAUUAAAUUCACGACGUGGACGCUGGGGUGAUAUUCUUCCCAGGCACGUUUUGAACGACGCAUCGACGCCAGCUUGGAAGUCAAUGCUUUAGUUGCAGGUGCAGCACAAUUUCUCGGUCAUAAAUAGUCUAGACUCGAGGCAGCCAUUGUUCGAUACUCGCCUAGAGGCGGGGCACAUAAAGCAAAAGGCAGACGAGGAUGCUUUGGAACAAGUCUUCUGCUCCACCGGAACAAUGGUCGUCAGGGAAGAGUGGUGCCGAUGCACAUCUCCAUAUUCGCUACGCUUUUCGUAUCACCAGUCCUCCAGCGCCGGAACAGAUCAACAGAUCGACACGACGAGCAACAUUCGUGAGAUAUGAGCUUUAGGGACAUACGGAAGGAGUGUUGGAAUGUAAACAUGGUCCAGGGUCGGGCCACCGAGGCUGUCGACAACGAGCAAAGAAGUAUUUAAGUGUAUGACGUCUACACAUAUUGUUUUCGACAUGGUGUAUGCACUUGUGGUGUCGGUACCUGACGAUCGCGAGCGAGACUGUGUCCAGUAGGACCAGGAACCAAUUGCACAGCUGCCACGGUAGCCAGCCUUUUCGGGUCCAACAUGUGCCGGUGGGAGUUCAGGAAUACAGUUGCAUCCGGCUUACUCGUAAGGUGCAGUGGAGUGUUUUUGUGUGCAUCGACCGCUUAACAUUAGCCCUUGCAGCCGCAGUUCCAAG